This is a messenger RNA of Melampsora larici-populina 98AG31, 531 nucleotides long. RefSeq lists its product as uncharacterized. The transcript has 2 exons. Lineage: Eukaryota; Fungi; Basidiomycota; Pucciniomycetes; Pucciniales; Melampsoraceae. The record is from RefSeq and is a predicted model, not a curated record. Bases 1 to 531 code for a protein of 176 amino acids.
AUGCGACGUACUCCACCUGUCACACGCAAUCGAGGAAGCCAACAAGGCUCACCUUCUCAACGAGGAUCACCGUCCUUUCGUGGGUCAUCUCGUGGCUCUCGCGGCCAAGGCAACACUCAAACCAGCGCGGAAUCAGCACCACCGGAAAUGCCAACCAAUCAGCAAGAUGAACGCUCCCCUACCCUCACGCCAGUGAGACCCCACCAAUUAUCGUUUGACAACUUUAUUGGCAAAUCUUUGGAUCCAACUGUACACACCAGAUCCAAUAUCCAUCUACGCUUACAACGUCUUGACAAACUUGCUCCAACUGUCGAGAACUUCACCAGGACAAUGGCAAAAUUGGAUAGCGAUGGAACCAAUUUUCAUACUUGGUUAGAGGAAGCAAAUGCCAAUGUUUAUUUUUUAAUCGGCAAAGCGGACUACCUUAAUCAUCCUUCAAACCCAGCAAAUCAAAUCCAUCCCGAAAUCAAUCACGCUGAGAAUACAAUAGCAUAUUGGGUGAUCUAUUACUCGGUGACGCCAGAAUUAUGA